AUGAGUCGCAGCAGCACAAGCAGCAGAGCUGAAAAGGCAAUGACAAGCAUGCUCUGGGGCUGUGAGCUAAAUCAGGAGAAGCGAACUUGGACUUACAAACCCCAGAUGGAGGGGAAGCAGGACUGUAAGCUAUUGCUUAGUACGAUUUGCUUGGGGGAGAAAGCCAAAGAGGAAAUGAAUCUCGUGGAAAUCCUGCCCCCGGUGAACCAGGCAAACAAGAAGACGCAGCCCAUUAUCAUUGCCUCUCUUCAGGCCUCCAUCCUACCCAUGGUCUCCAUAACAGGAUUGGAGUUUUCUCCACCAGUCACUUUUCAGCUCCGAGCUGGCUCUGGACCUGUGUUCCUCAGUGGUCAGGAACGUUAUGAAACUUCAGACCUAACUUGGGAAGAGGAAGAGGAGGAAGAGGAAGAGGGGGAAGAAGAAGAAGAAGAUAAUGAAGAUGAUGAUGAUGAAGAUAUAUCCGUAGAAGAGGAGACCCCUGUGAAACACAUCAAGAGGCCAGCGCUCCAGAAGCAGAUGAGUGUUGCUAAGAGAAAAAAGCUGGAAAAAGAAGAGGAGGCAGUGAGAUCCAGUGUCAAAGACAAGAGCCCUGUGAGAAAGGUCAAACUCACACCCAGGCCUAAAAAACUUGGAUCCAAGAAGUGA
Messenger RNA from Orycteropus afer afer, 645 nucleotides. RefSeq names its product nucleophosmin/nucleoplasmin 2 (gene NPM2). Lineage: Eukaryota; Metazoa; Chordata; Mammalia; Tubulidentata; Orycteropodidae. Gene Ontology annotation, biological process: positive regulation of DNA replication; chromatin remodeling. Bases 1 to 645 code for a protein of 214 amino acids. The record is from RefSeq and is a predicted model, not a curated record. Gene Ontology annotation, molecular function: histone binding; RNA binding; chromatin binding. Gene Ontology annotation, cellular component: nucleolus; cytoplasm; nucleoplasm. The transcript has 8 exons.